Messenger RNA from Aspergillus japonicus CBS 114.51, 489 nucleotides. RefSeq lists its product as uncharacterized. Lineage: Eukaryota; Fungi; Ascomycota; Eurotiomycetes; Eurotiales; Aspergillaceae. The transcript has 2 exons. The record is from RefSeq and is a predicted model, not a curated record. The coding region runs from base 1 to 489 and encodes 162 amino acids.
AUGAAGACUGCCUUCGCUCUAUCCGCUGUCAUAUCCAGCGCGUUCGCCGCCGCCGCCGCCGCCGCCUCCAGCGCCCCGCCCUUCCAGCUUCUCAUCAGCGGCGCUCAGUCCCGCGCCACCGAGCUCAAGGGCCGCGCCCUCAUCAGCCAGGGCGACGCCUUCAUCCUGGCCCCUCACGGUGAACAUGGAAUCAACUUCACCGGUGGAGAUGGUACUCUGGGUAUCCAGAAUGGUGAUGUCGUCUACGUGGGCACCGACGGACAUGUCGGCCUCAAGAGUACCGGCGGUAUCGCUGCAGGAGGGUUGACCCAGGGAUUCACCACGGGCAGCGACAAUGCGCUGAAGUGGGUCCAGGGCCAGUUCUUCGCCUGUCCCCACGUCUCGUUCCACGCCGAGGGUCCUCCCACCUACAUGAUCUACGCCACCCGCUCCGGUGCCGCGCUUCCUACCGACUGCAUUGCGGUUGACCUUGCUAAGGUUGCUGUCUGA